Molecule: messenger RNA, 4484 nt
Organism: Didymodactylos carnosus
Lineage: Eukaryota; Metazoa; Rotifera; Eurotatoria; Philodinida; Philodinidae
Source: the annotation of a GenBank genome assembly
GAACGGUGUUCAUAUUGUCUGAAGUAAAUAUAAAAUUCUGUUCUUGUACUGUAGUAAGAACAUAUAUAUUUCUGCUUAGUAUUAUCUGAUCAAUAGAAACUCUAGUGAACGAUCAGAUGGUCUGCUCAGGACAGUUAACAAAUUAUUGAAAUGUAAAAAGGAUAUCCCUUGAUUCUCUGAUCAAGACAUUGUUUUUUCCAAGAACAGAUCGCGGAUUUUCUGUCAGAAGACUAGUUUUUCCGGCACUGGAACCGAAGUUCUUUGGCCAAAACCAUUACGGUAACUGCAUACUUUUUCCUUUGUUAUCGUAACCCAUUUGCAACAAACGAGCGUUGAUUUUUAACUACUAUUCAUUCCACACAAGAUCAACACCGUUCAUAUAAAAUAAAGUUCACGUUCACCAAAACAUUCGCGUUCACGUUCAAAAAACGUCAUAUUUAGAGUUCACGAUCAAGGAACGGCAACGUGCUUUAGCGUUCACGUUCAGGGCGUAACGCGAACAUACUUUAGCGUUACGUUCAAAGAGAAUGCUAAAAAGGAACACUGAACUUUUGCAGGCCUAGACUAGACGGUAGAAGAAACGUAUUGAUACGUCACCUUCUGUGUCUUGUAUCUCAGCCUCUCUAUUACUUCGUACUUUUUAAUACUGUUUCUUUGCAGCUGUGGCAGAAUCAAGGGGGAAAGCACGGAAUCCUGAAAUUCGAUGGAAUCUAGUAGAAUCCGGUGGAAUCUGGUGAACUCCGAUGAAAUCUGGUUGUUCCGAAACAGAACAUUUUUUGUUCUGUUUUGGAGAAGGGUUUCAGGGAAUCAAAGGAAAUCUUAUGGGUUCCAAGAGAAUCCUAUGGAAUCCUAGGGAAUCCGAAGAAAUCCUGGGGAAUCCUUGGAAUCCUAUAGAAUCAUAGAGAAUCCUUGGAAUCCAGAAGAAUUCAGAAUUCUAGGAUUCCGUGCUUCCCUCCUUGGACAGAACUAAACUAAACUAGACUUCAGCAUCCAUUUGGCGGAAAUAUUUUGAAAACUGAAAACACUCUUGUCAUUGUGCGCUUCAGAAACUGUGACAACUGGAACCUUAAAAAUGGAGUAGUGUCUACAAGAAAAGUACUUUUUUAGGAGAACACUGUUUCAGAGCAUCAAGUGACUCAUCUCUUCGUACAGUGCUAGCUAACAACCACAUGUAAGAAAAGAUUAACGACAUGAUAGAAACUUAUAUAAUGAAUUAUCUCGUAUUUUCUAGAAUCUUUUUACUAAAUUUCUGUUAUAUUGUAGGAUACCGUCCUGAUAGUACAAAUUCAUCUUAUAAUGAUAACAAUAACGGUGAAAGUGAUAGUAGUUCUUUUAAACACCCACCGCCCACACCAUAUUCAACUCGUUUGAUUAUCGAUGAAUUAGAGGCAAAUCUUCGAGAAAAAGUUCAAAAUAAUUUACACGAUGUUCGAACAAAAUUUAAAAAUGCGGAUGCCGAUGGUAACGGAUAUGUGUCGAGAGAAGCUUUGGAACACAUUAUUGCAGCAAUAUUCGGACCUUCAAAACAAAUUGGUCCCGGUCAAGUGGAUAAACUAUUGGAUCGAUUAAAUCUAAAAACACAAGGAAAAAUAAGUUUUGAAGAUUUUACACAUUCAGUACUCAAUGGUCAAAAUAUACCCGAUUGGAUUAGACAAUCACCUCGAAAUUUUAUGUUUGAACAACCAAAACGAACGGCAAUGCAAAUGUUCCUCAUACUCAAAGAAAAAGCCAGAACAAAGCAUCGAGAUUUAGUCUCAAUUUGUCCCGCAUUGGACGGUGGUCCAUCAAAUCGUAUAUUCAAAGCACCAUUUCAUAACUGGUUGAACGAAAUGGGAUACAAAAUGAAAGAUAAUGAAUUUGAUAAACUUUGGGACAAAUUUGAUACGGAUGGUUUUCAUGCUAUUAAUAGCGACAAAUUCAUCAAACGUUUAACAAAUGAUCCAAUAACAGAAGUAAAUCAACCAUCAACAGUUUAUUCACCUCGAUCACAUCAUAAAGAUGAAGAAAUCCGAAAUUCAUAUUCGGACACAAAUAUUGAUCAGAUAGGACAGCAUGCACCACACAUAGCUCAUAAUCAGACUUUAAAUGAAAAUCAAAUUCAGAAUUGGCUUAGUUUUAAAUUUCCCCAAGGUUUUGAUCAGUUAGAAAAAUCCUUUGAAAACAUUGAUGUAAAACAAAAUGGAAUGAUUCCCCGGGAUCGUUUUCUAGAUGAACUAAAAAAGUUUGGUUUGAAGUUAGAAUCAUCACUAUUAGACUUUUUUCUUAAACGAAUUGGCAUCGAUGUUAAAGGUGAAAAAAGUGCAAUACCAUACAAGGAUGUUCUACGAGCAUUCAAGACACGCAUCCGUGAUGAUCUGAAUGAAGAAAAAUAUUUGCCAAUCGAAAAACAACUUCAUGAAUUGUUGAAAUUGAAAUAUUCUCAAACGUUGUCUGCAAUGAAAAAACUUGAUCGUACUCAAACAAACACGAUUUCAUAUCAAGAAUUUCGAUCGAUUAUCGAAGAUCUAUUGGAGUUUCCGUUAAAACCAGAUGAAUUUUAUCAGAUUUUGACACAUGUGCCGGAAGAUGAACAUGGAAAAAUCAAAUAUUCGGAAUAUUUGCAACAAUUCAAGAGUCAAUCAAUGGAGAAAGAAUUACAACAACAGAACUAUCGAGACCGACAAGAUCAAGAUGUCAAUAUUCCCGACUGGGAUUACAAGCGUAAUGAAGACAUUCGCGAGAGAUUGGAUGAUGAACAGGCUUAUAAUAAUCAUGAGCGAAAGAAAGCAAAAGAGAAAAAGCAACGUGAAGCAGAAUUAAACGACGAAAGUUCAGAUGGAGGCGCGAGAUCCUUUGAUGAAUUACGUGAAGUUAUCAAAACGUUGAUUCGUACUCGAUACAAAGAGAUUGAAGAUGAAUUUAAAAUAAUUGAUAAAAGUUCAUACGGAGAAUUAACUCAAAACAUGAUGUUCGAUCUGUUCAAAAAAUUAAAUAUCAAACCUCCGAUCACUCAUACUGAAAUAAAAUUAUUGUGGACUCGUUGUCAUUUAAAAGUGAAUAACAAUUUGGAUUUUUACCAGUUUUUGAGAGAAUUUGGCUAUACGAAACGAUCAGCAACAUAUCCAAAUGCAAAACGAAAUCCACCUCGCCGUGGUGACUGUGAUUUCUUAUUGACAUCAAGGAAACUGUAUGCAGAUAAUAUUCUCGUUCAUGGAUCGGCUCUAAAUGCUAUUCGUUCAAAUUGGGAUGAAUUACGUCGAGAAUUUACGGAAUUAGAUCCAUAUCGUACCGGCUACAUCAUGGGUGAAGAAUUUGAUGAUGUUCUGUAUGACAUAUGUCCAGUGGUUAAUCAAGAAGAUUUGGAAACAUUUAAAACGAAGUUUAAAACAGGAAACGAUGGAAGGAUACAUUAUGUCAAGUUUUUGAAAUAUCAUGCACCAAUACCUGAAAUGGUUUCUCAGAUCGACAAUAAUUUGUCAGUACAAGAAUCACCGAGAUCAUCGGCAGACAAAUCGAUUCUAUCUCAAGUCAUGAAUAAAUUAAGACGAAAACUAACUGACGAUUUCAAACCACUCCGACGUGCAUUUAAACAGCGUGAUGUUAAUAAUACGGGAGGUGUUCCUGUCCUUGUAUUCAAAGAUUUAUUAAAAAAAUUCAAAUCAGUAUCAUGGAUUGUGCUAGGCGAUGUUAAGAUAAAAUUUGGACUUUGGAGACUAUGUGAUUUUUCAUCAGGACAUAGUUUGUGUGGUGCGUGGAGUAGUCAACGUCCAACUACAUUAUCAUCAGCAGUUUUUCCAGGUACACCAGAUUAUAUUCGGGCUGCACAAGGUCUCGAAAUUAUCUCACUUAUCUUGUACCUUGUCGCUGGUGCAUUAAUCAUUAUUGGGGUUGUCUAUUAUGCUGCCCGACAGUUAUUUAUUGCUGCAGCUAUUAUGUUAGCGUUGUGUAUCAUAUUUUUAUCUGCUUCUCUCGGUGUUGUGGCUAAUCAAUCAUUUUGGCAUCAUAUGGGCAAUUUACAUUACGCAUGGUGGAAUGGACUCGUCGGUCUUAUCUUUACAAUUAUUUGUACAUUGUGUCUUGUUUUCCUAACAGUCUUUCUUUAUUCAACUUCAUCUCCAAAAGUUAUCGCACCAGGAACGAGUGGUAAAAAGAAUGUCAUGUCUAGUUACAACGCUACGCCGUCAUUUCCAUUUCCUCCCGUAAUGCAAACAGAUUUCGCCAACCAGGUGUAUGCUCCUCCUCCAGUAAUUAAUUCAUUAAGUUACAAUGACAAUCUAAUGUCGUAUAAUCCUCAAAUGUUCUCUGAGCCUCAACCUCAGCUUCAGCCUUCCCAACAAUUCGUGGAUCAGCAAGCUGAAUUUCUUGAUUUGACUUAUAUGAACUAUUUGUUAUCUCAGCAAAUUGUUCAACAGCACGAAGAGCUUCUUCAACAGCAACAAAUGCAAGGAAUACCACCCUCUAUGUCAACUUUUCAACCAUCUCUAGCACCACUUCAUAGACUUUAG